Molecule: messenger RNA, 2133 nt
Organism: Candidula unifasciata
Lineage: Eukaryota; Metazoa; Mollusca; Gastropoda; Stylommatophora; Geomitridae
Source: the annotation of a GenBank genome assembly
AUGCACAGAAAUGCCAUCAUGGGGAUGGAGGACAAGAAGCCAGAGAUCCACAUGGAAGUGAAGCGGCUUCAGCAAGACUUUGCUGACCUGCUACAAAACAGAAAUUUGUCCACGCUGGGCCCGGAUCAGCUGACCUCUGGGCAGAUGCUGCUCAUGGGCUUCAGUGGGUUGUUCUCCAGACUUGAGGCCGACUUUGCUGAGCUGCUGGACAACAUGCAGAUCCUCGAUGUGCCUGCUGUUUGGAAGAAGGUUGACACUGUGAGGGAAGCAAAAUCCAUGCAGCUCUCAACCUUCAGCACCACCACAAGGCCACUGUUAGCCAGCUUGUUUUUUCUCAAGAGGCUUCAAGCCAUCAAAGAUUUCUUUUAUAUGGCCUCCCAGUUUGCAGCUUCUGUACAAGGUCUGAGCAUGGGUGUGGUGCAUGAUGUUGAACAGAUGGUGAAACCUGUCAAGAAGUUUAUUGCUGACUUUAUCAGGAAACAAGUGCUGGGUUUCCCAUCUCAAGUCCUGGGCUAUCUCAUCUGUGUGUUCCUGGGAGAGCUGGGGGUGAACGUCCGGGCAGAGAUUGAACUCAAGGAUAUAGGAGCAGAGUGGAAAGUGCCUCUAGAUGCCUUGUGUAAGAAAGGCAUGGAAACUUGUUUGACCACUGGUCAGUUCCAGCACAGACACCUGACCCAGGUAACAGCUCUCACCAGCAAUUUGGACACAGCCUGGAGAAAACUGGACUUGGCCAAACGGUUGGACAACCACAUUGUGCUGAUGAAAGGUCAAGUACAGAGGUGCCAGCCCCAGUUGACUCGCUUCCAGUGGCUCCAUGAGGACCUCUUCACCCAGACUGGAAGGCAGCUGUCUCAGAUGGUGGUCCCUGGCAGAGGCAGUGUCAUGCUGGAAAUGAAGAAGUCUGUCCAGACUUUGUUGUCGCAGGAGUCCUUACUCUCAUCUUGCCAAGAGCGUUACUCACAAAUGGAGGCCAGCAUUAGCCAAAGGUUGAGGUGGGCAGCGGGAGCCAACCCUUCCCUGAACACAGUGCUCAACAACUUUGAGAAGGCAGCCAGCUACCGCAAGAAAAUCAUUGAAGAGGAAGGCAAAAGAGUAUCGGAAGCAGUCAGUUUGUGCCAGGGAGUUCUUCACCUGGAGGCCCUGCGGACUCAUACCCAGGAGGCUUCUACUACUGACUCCAACUUUCUGCAGCUGCUUAACCAAUGUUCAGAGUGCUGCCUGCUACUGGAGUCGACCAGCAGCUCUGUUUCCGACCUGGAACUUCGAAUGCUGGACAUAAAGCCACUGGGUGAUGGUGAGAAGUCAGAUCUGACAUGGAUCAAGAAAGCUAUAGAAGCUGUCGACAAGACUGUUGCUGAUGCCAAGAAGACUAUGGAGCAGAUCGCUCACAGCCUCAUUGACUGCCAGCGAGACAUCAAGGAGUCUGUGGCCAUGAUCAAGGGUCUGCUCUCUACCCACCACCGGCUGAUGUCUGACAUAAGGUCCAUCCUGAAGACUUUAGCUAAACUGGAGGAACAAGAUUACGGGGAGGACGUGCACCCAGGCAGCAUUCGAGCUUAUCUAACCCAAUACAGGAUAUUCUCUGAGAAGAUUACUGCCAUCCUCAAGACAGUGAUCAGUGAGAUGACAACCAGGGAGGAGAUGUCACAAAGUGUGCUGGACCUGGAGGAUAUCAGCAACCAGCUUGAUCUUGUCUACGACAGCCUGUCUGAGUUCACCCCAUCCAUCAUGAGUAAGUUGGCCGCCGCUGACUUACAGCAGACUGACCAGGCUCAGGGAGAAGUGUCCACUAAACGAGCCUUGGAGCCGACCCUGAAGACGACGCUACAGCUGAGGGACAGGGAUUCCCCUCCUCUGCUCAACAACAACAGUCCAGGUGGCCAAGCCUCGGCUGCAAAAGUCCAAGCUAAAAAGGACAAAGUUUCCAGAGAUCCAAAAACUGGAAAAGCUGUCCAAGAACGCAACUCCUACGCUGUGGGUGUGUGGCGGAGGGUCAAGAUGAAGCUGGAAGGAAGGGAUCCUGACCCAAACAAAAGGAUGAAUGUGGCCGAGCAGGUCGACUACGUCAUCAAGGAGGCCAAGAACCCUGACAACUUGGCCGUACUCUAUGAAGGAUGGACCCCCUGGGUAUGA